Messenger RNA from Myotis myotis, 5148 nucleotides. RefSeq names its product EF-hand calcium binding domain 6 (gene EFCAB6). Gene Ontology annotation, molecular function: calcium ion binding. The transcript has 33 exons. Gene Ontology annotation, cellular component: nucleoplasm. The record is from RefSeq and is a predicted model, not a curated record. NCBI's taxonomy places the organism in Eukaryota, Metazoa, Chordata, Mammalia, Chiroptera, Vespertilionidae. Bases 299 to 4918 code for a protein of 1539 amino acids.
CCCGGCAACAGCGUCCCGGAGUGGGCUGGGCCUCCGCGCCCGGCGGCUCGCUGCGCGCUCUAGUGGCCCCGCGAGGAGGAGAACUGGACGCGGGCGCGGCCGUCUGCUGCUCCCCAUGCUGACGCCCUGGGCUGACGGGCACCUGGAGCCCGAACCAGUGCCGGGAGGAUGGUGCGCAGGCGGGUGCCCGCCCCCAGCAGGGAUCUCCCGGGCGGCCGCUGGCUGGUAACAAGCCGAUGGCUUCACUGAAGCUGCUUUGCAGAAUACACAAAUUCAGAAAUAGUUUAUCUGGAAGGAAAUGAAACGAAAUGGCAUGAAAACAAACGUCAACAGCACCAAACCAGGCAGUACCAAGGCCAGGGAUUUAACGUCCAAAAUGGCUACCAUACCAGUUUGGCAUACUCUGUGUCCUCACGUUCAAAAAUUCAAAAAUGUAAGACCCUGUACGUCAUCAUUUAGAGCCUGUUCAAGAAAUGGUUUCCAAAAUACGUCCAGAUCUUCCUCAACCACAACCGUUGCAAAUCCGAUACUGUCCGUCUUAGAUGUUAAACGGAUUUUGUUUAAAAAGAUUACUGAUAAAGGAGACGAGCUGGUGAAAGCCUUCCUGCUGCUGGACCCCAGCUGCAGCAUGACGGUGUCCCGGAGCGAGCUGCGGAGGGUCAUCAGCUCCUUCCUGCUGGCUCUCACCCGGGAGCAGUUCCAGGACGUGCUGGCCGAGAUCCACCUCACCAGCACGGGCGCUGUUCCGUACCUCCAGUUCCUGUCCAGGUUUGGCGGGAUGGACCUAAAUGUAAAUCUUAUAAAGCGGUGCAGUGGAGGCGAAGUGAGUGGCGGCCGGACCCUGAAAGAGCUGGAAACCCUCGUAGGAGAGAAGAUUUAUACAAACAUUAAAGCCGUGGUCCGCGCCCUCCACCUCAUCGACGUGAACAGGACGGGCCGGAUGCAGCCCAAGGAGCUGCGGCGUGUCCUGGAGACCUUCUGCCUGCGGAUGACGGAGGAGGAGUACAGGAAGUUUGCAGAACGCUACAGCAUUAAUACGGAUGCCUCAGUGGAUUAUAAUGCCUUUUUGAAGAGCCUCAGUAUAAAUAAUAACUUAAACCUCAAGUAUUAUUUGGGAGAUCAAGGGGCCUCAGGGGAGAAUCAACAAGCAAAGACUGCCAUGCGGGACUCCGUCCUCCGCUGUUCCGACGCUCCCGAAAGCCACUGGGAAGACCGCUCCUUGGAUGAAAUCGGCAGGGCCUUUUGCCAGCAGCUGUCCAAGUGCCGCGAGAAGGUGGAGAAGGCCCUGAGCGCCGGGGACCCCUCCAAGUGCGGGUACAUCUCCCUCAACUACCUCAAGAUCGUCCUGGACUCCUUCGUGUUCCAGCUGCCGCGGAGGGUCUUCAUCCCGCUGAUGAAACGAUUUGGACUUAGAACCACCAACAGAAUCUACUGGAAGCAGUUUCUGACGUUGCUGCACGACCCUCAGUGGUCGGAGGCUCAGAGUUCUGGUCCCCCGGCCAAAAAGGACAGCACCAACCCUAGAAAUCAGUGUUGCGGGGAGAAUAUCAUCACCAAGUUGUUCGCACGAGGAGACCACUACGCACUGCUGAGGAAGACGCUGCUGAUGGUCAGCUCGAAGGUGAACGGGCGGAUAAAAGCGCCAGAGCUGCAGCACACCAUCAACUCCAUGGUGGUGAAACUGAGCGACUCAGAGUUCAAGGAACUGAUGCGGACGCUGGACCCCGGGGGCUCGGGCCUGGUGGACAUCAGCAGGUUCCUGGAGCUGCUGGAGGAGAGCCGUGGGGAGAUAGGGAAGCCGUCCUCCGGGGGGGACGCCCAGGCGUCACACCUGCUGGCCUGGGACUUAGUGGAAGGGAUGGUGCGGGACUCCAUCAGCAGGAACCUCCUGGCGUUCCACGACCUGCUGUGCUCCUACGACUUGGGAGACUCGGGGCUCGUCGGGGCAAACAACUUCAAGAAAGUGAUGCACAUAUUCUGCCCGUGCCUGACGACGGAACAUUUGGCAAAACUCUGCAGCAAGUUUAAGGAUUCAGCCUCGGGAAAGGUCCUGUACAAGAACCUCCUGGCCAGCAUGGGCGUCCAGGGCCUGCCCGCCGCCCGUCCAGCUAAUGCCGUGAAGGACCGGCCGCCCCGCGAGCAGGGGCAGAAGGGGCCGCCGCCGGAGAGCGCCGAGAGAGCCAAGCCCACAGAGGACAAAAGCGCCUGGACCAAGACGGUGACCAAGGACGAAGCGGUGGAAAAGCUCCGGCACUGGGUCCAGCAGCAGGACCCCGCGUUCAAGAAACAAUUUCUCAACUUCAGCAAGGAUCUCGACGGCAGAGUGAACUGGUACAACUUCAGGAAGGUGCUGGAAAAUAACGGGAUGCCUAUGGAUGAUGACCAGUACGCUCAGCUGACUGCAACCCUCGGAUAUAAGAAAGAAGGGAUGAAUUACCUGGAUCUCGCAGCAGGAUUUGAAGAAGCUAAAACGAAUGGGCUGCAAGUGACUGCAUCUCAGACCUCAGUUCUUCCAAAAAACAACCUGGCCAGCUACUUCGUGACCGCCGAGGAGUGCCUGCGGCUUCUGCCCCAGAGACUGAGGGAAAACUUCCCGAACCUGUUCGCGGCCUUCUUCCGCAUGGACGCCAACGGGGACGGCAUCAUCGGCAUGCAGGACCUGCACCGGCUGCUGGAGCACCUGCUCUUCAACCUCAAAGACGACCAGUUCCAGCGCCUCGUGGCCCUCCUGGGCUUGAGGCUCAGCGUCACGUUGAAUUUUCGGGAAUUUCAAAAUCUGUUUGAGGCGACGCCACCCACAACAGACGACCCGCCUCAACGACUCAUCAGACAAAAGCAGAAGGUCACAGAUUCAGAACUAGCUUGCGAGCAGGCUCACCAGUACCUUGUCACCAAAGCAAAAAACAGGUGGACAGACUUGUCGAAGAAUUUUACAGAAACCGAUCAUGAGGGCGCCGGCAUUCUUCGCCGACGGGACAUAAAGACCGCGCUGUACGGCUUCGAUGUUCCCCUCACGCCGCGAGAACUGGAGAAGCUGUGGAUGCGCUAUGACACCAAGGGGAGGGGGCACAUUACGUACCCGGAGUUCCUGCACCAGCUGGGGAUCACGUACUCGGCGGACGUGCACCGGCCCUACGCGGAGGACCACUCCAACUUCAUGGGCCACUUCACGAAGCCGCCGCCGCCGGAGCCACCACGGGAGGAGCGCCCAGCGCAGUGCCCAGAGCAGCCCCCAGAGCAGCACCCGGCGCAGCCGCAGGGCACGGACAUGGCCGAGCCAGCCAGGGAGAAGCUGAAGGACCACAGUGCAGACAUCAGGAAGGCGCUGACCAAGCUGGACGCGUGUGGCAGCGGCUCGGUGUCCCUGUGCCAGCUGCAGAGGGCGCUGCGGGACAGCGGCUGUCCCCUCAAGGAGGCGGAGCUGGCCGCGCUCCUGGGCAGUUUGGGAAUCAGCUGGCAAAACAAUUCCAUCAAUUACCUUGACUUCUUGAGGGCCGUGGAGGGCGGCUCGCCAUCCGGAGCUGAGCCGAAAGAGAGCGAGGCGGGCGUGCCGGUCAAUUUUGCGAAACUGAGUCCAGAGGAGGUUCUGAAGAACGUCCAGAAAGUGGUGGCCGCCUCCGGUCCGGCUCUGGCCACGGCGUUUUCUGCCGUGGACAAAGAGGACACGGGGUUCGUGAAGGCUUCGGAGUUUGGUCAAGUGCUGAAGGAUUUCUGUUCCAAGCUGACAGAGAACCAGUUCCAUUACUUCCUGAGGAAACUGCGGCUUCACCUGACGCCCUGCAUCGGCUGGAAGUACUUCCUGCAGAGCUUCGGCGGCUUCCUGGAGGAGAAUGCCACUGAGUGGGCCGAGAAGAUGCCCAAGGGCCCGCCCCCCAGGUCUCCCAAGGAAGUGGCCAACCGGGAGAUCCUGGCCCGGCUGCACAGAGCCGUGGAGGCCCGCUACCAGGCCAUCGCCCAGGAGUUCCAGAACUUCGACACCGCGAAGGCCGGCACCGUCUCCCGGGAGGAGUUCCGGGCCGUCUGCACGCGCCACGUCCAAGUGCUGACGGACGAGCAGUUCGACAGGCUCUGGAAGGAGAUGCCGGUCACCGCCAAGGGGCGGCUGCGGUACCUGGACUUCCUGAGCAGGUUCAGCUCCGAGAAGACAGCCACCCCGCCCAGCAGCGGCAACUCGGCCAAGGCCCACAGAAGGGGCGACGUCCCCGCCACCUCGGAAGGAGGCAGAGCUGUGGGGUCACCACCCACCCAAGACUCCCCGAAAGCAGGGACCAAACUGCGGAGCCAGCAGUGUACGGCCAGCAGCUCGGGCUCCGUGCUGGGCACCCCACAGCUGCAGAACUGCGAGCCCACCGAGAGCCGGCUCCGGAGGCGGGUGCAGGGCUGCUGGCGCGAGCUCCUGCGGGAGUGCAAGGAGCGGGACACGCACAGGCAGGGCGACAUCCCCGCGGCCGACUUCCUAGAUCUCGCGGAGAAAUUCAAGCUGGACCUCAGCAAGGAGGAGAGCCAGCAGCUGACGGUGAAGUAUGACCUCAAGGACAACGGGCGGUUUGCCUACUGCGACUUCCUCCAGAGCUGUGUCCUGCGGCUGAGGGCCAAGGAGACCUCGCUGAUGCAGAGGAUGAAGAUCCAGAAUGCAGACAAGAUGAAAGAAGCCGGGACCGAGACGUCCUCCUUCUACUCGGCGCUGCUGCGCAUCCAGCCCAAGAUCAUGCACUGCUGGCGGGCCAUGCGCCGCUCCUUCAAGUCCUACGACGAGGCGGGCACGGGCUUCGUGGGGGUGACUGACUUCCGGAAGGUGCUGCGGCAGUACAGCAUCAACCUGUCGGAGGAGGAGUUCUUCCACAUCCUGGAGUACUACGACAAGACGCUGUCCUCCAGGCUCUCCUACAACGACUUCCUGCGGGCCUUCCUGCAGUAGGCGCCCGCGCCCCGGACACGGCGAGCCGGCCGCGCCCACGCCGAACCAGACCCGUAACCGGGGCCUCGUGAACGGUCAGACUGUCGCCGGGAACCAGACAGCCCCCCGAGCCUGCGUCCUCGCGGUCAGCGGCUCCGCACUGCCCUCCGUCCCCGCGCUGGGACCGCCUCUCGGGCGGCCGACAUCGCCCGAUCCUCAGGCCGCUCACUAGUCUGAGCAAAUAAAGAUGU